Molecule: messenger RNA, 1158 nt
Organism: Arctia plantaginis
Lineage: Eukaryota; Metazoa; Arthropoda; Insecta; Lepidoptera; Erebidae
Source: the annotation of a GenBank genome assembly
AUGCAACGAGUAACAGACUUUUCUAUGAAAGCAAGUGAUUUGGAUUCUAAUCCAACGCUAAAUUCUGAUUUAAUUGUCAGUGAACCGUUGGAGCCAGUGCUAGAUCAUAUAGAAGCAGCCGUUCAAUUAAAUACAGAGGAAAUGGAUGAAGAUACAAAAAAAUCACAAUCAUAUGCCCCAAAUAGGAGAUUCAACUAUGGGUAUAUAAAAUAUGUUAGUUUAGUGGUGUUAACAUUGCAAAAUGCAGCACUUGGACUUAGUAUGCGUUAUGGUCGCACUCGAAAAGAUGUAGAAAUGUUCUCACCCGCAGCAGCUGUUUUAAUGGCAGAAGUAUUUAAAUUAGUUAUAUGUGUUUGCCUUGUGAUACAAGAAUCUGGUGGUUUUAAUCGUGGAUUAAAGUCCAUGUAUACUAUAGUCAUAUUGAAUAUUCGAGACACAUUACGAGUUGGGGUGCCAUCCUUUUUGUACAUUAUACAAAACAAUUUACUUUAUGUGUCAGCAUCUAACUUGGAUGCAGCUACUUAUCAAGUGACAUAUCAAUUAAAGUUAUUAACUACCGCAUUUUUUGCGGUGCUUGUAUUGAAAAAGAUACUUAAAAAGUGGCAAUGGUGUGCUUUAGCAUUGUUAGCAGCUGGAGUAGCACUGGUUCAAUUAGCUAAUAGUACAGAAGCUUCAAAUGCUUCACAAGCUGGCCAGUCCAAAUUAUUAGGAUUUAGUGCAGCUCUCGGCGCAUGCUUUAUUUCUGGUUUUGCUGGCAUCUAUUUUGAAAAAGUUCUUAAAGAAUCUGACAUAUCUGUUUGGAUGAGAAAUGUUCAGCUGAGUUUACUUUCAUUACCAUUUGGAGCUAUCACAUAUCUAGUAAAUGAAGGAGUUCACAGUAAUUUGCUAAAAGGCUUUGAUGGCUUUGUUUGGUAUCUAGUUCUAUUACAAGCAGGAGGUGGCCUUAUCGUGGCUGUUGUUGUGAAGUACGCAGAUAAUAUAUUGAAAGGUUUCGCGACAUCUGUUGCCAUUGUAAUAUCCUGUAUAGUGUCGAUGUACCUAUUUGAUUUCAAACUGACUAUUCAGUUUACAAUUGGUACAGCAUUUGUAAUUGGCUCAAUAUUUUUAUAUGGUUAUGUACCCAAGAAACCUGAAACACGGAACCAGCUAAAUGUAUGA